AUGACCGUUGCACUGUGGUACUGCCCGCUACAGGGUUCGCUGGAAUACGAGAUUCUGAGCCAGUUGAUUGCGUCUUUGCAGUCGCUGUUCCCUGGUUCGCCCGCGUUUGAACCACAUAUAACUUUGAAUACACGACUGGAGUGCCGCACGGAGGACAAUGCCAAUCAGGUACUCACGUCGUGCGUUGCCGCUAUACACUCGGUCAAGUCGCAGUUGAAAUUGAAACCAGGGCAGGACCCGCUGGUCUCCUUUAAAAGCUGCUACGUCGGGAAAAGGUACUUCAAGAAAGUGGCACUAGAGUGCAGGAAAAACAAGAUCCUUAUGAGUAUCCAUCAGAUCAUCAAUGAGCUCUAUGUGCCCAAUCCGAACCCGACGACCGCUUUUGACCCGCACCUGUCCCUGCUUUACUCCGACGUAACCCCAAUAAGUAAAGCGUUUCUGCGAAUUGUGCUGCAAAGAAUAGAGGAUAUACUGGACGUCAAUCUGGAAGAGGACCCCGCCACUGCCAACACGAAUUUGGACGAUAUCCAGGUGAAAUGGAAUUUUGACACAUCGCCGACUAAUAUCGCUUGGAACGUCCCGGGAUCCUUUAAGAUCGUGAGAUGUGAGGGUCCAGUAGACGAGUGGGAAGUCCUAGGACAGACUACCAUUUAG
Molecule: messenger RNA, 654 nt
Organism: Huiozyma naganishii CBS 8797
Lineage: Eukaryota; Fungi; Ascomycota; Saccharomycetes; Saccharomycetales; Saccharomycetaceae
Gene: CPD1
Product: 2',3'-cyclic-nucleotide 3'-phosphodiesterase
Exons: 1
Coding region: 1-654 (217 amino acids)
Biological process (GO): cyclic nucleotide metabolic process
Molecular function (GO): 2',3'-cyclic-nucleotide 3'-phosphodiesterase activity
Source: RefSeq, a predicted model, not a curated record